Pecten maximus is the source of this 1090-nucleotide messenger RNA. Its product is annotated as MAPK regulated corepressor interacting protein 2-like. Bases 52 to 501 code for a protein of 149 amino acids. The transcript is spliced from 6 exons. The record is from RefSeq and is a predicted model, not a curated record. Lineage: Eukaryota; Metazoa; Mollusca; Bivalvia; Pectinida; Pectinidae.
UUGCGCACUACCGAUGCGCAUAAAUCGAUUUGAAACGGAAGUAACCACGGGAUGUACGCUUUGUCAAGAGGACCCAGAAAAAUUGUUGCUAGCACCCGCAGAGGUCCUGCUACGCAACUCGACAACCUUGAAAUUAAGGACACCGAGAAAGAACCUUCGAACGGCGUUAUAAUGAGUUUUAGUUCACCGAGACCAUACUUCAACCCCCAUGCUGUAAGGCGUGGAGGCGGAAACUUCCAGCGACCACAAAAUGCAAAUGGAUCCCAGCUGGAAACCUCUUCACAAAUUCAACAUGAAGAACUUGUCCGAUUUGUAAUGCAAUCAUGGUCCAAAGUGAAAAAUGAGAUGGAAAUGUCUUCACGGAAUUCCAAUCAAAGAGAUGGUGGACCAGUUGUUUACAAGGACAAAAUGCAUAAUCCUAGUUUACAGGGUUUUGAACCAUUUGACCUUGCAAGCUACUGGGGAACCAGAACCAUGCAAAAAAUUACAGGCUCAAGCUGAAGAAGCAGACAAUUGAUUAUUGCCAGAUGUCUUUCAAGCUGUCCCACAGUGAUACAGGGUCAGCUACCACCCCUUGUGCCUUGAUGGACUUUGACUUAACAACACAGCAAGUAAACAUAAGUCAAAGUGGAGGUCACACUGUGGUACCAAAGGGAUGAUAUGAGAUUGUAUGACAGAGUAAAUUUUCUGUAAACUUUUUUUCGGUUUUAUAUAUUGUUGGUUUUGUACAAUGAAUUGAUAUUGUAGCUCUGAUGUCCCAAUCAGAACCUCUAUGGCUCAACAUGUUAUGAAGGCAACAUUUUAUUCAUUCUCGUAGCAGAAAGAAGUUUACAGAAGAGGCUGUACAGUAGAGAUUGUGUGAAAAUGUAUUUUUGUGUGACAAAAAGUAACUGUUUUAAUAUUUUAUCCUGGACUGGGGAAAAUUUGAAUCUAUAGUGUAAAAGUAAAUCAAUGAUUGAAUAUAGUUCAUUUUAUCAUAAAUUGUUGUACAUUAUUUUAACUGUGUUAAUGAAUGUUGAUGUAUGGGGUAUAGAUGAAGAAUUGUGUAUAUUGUGUAUAUUGUGUACAAGUAAAGUACAUUAUAUGUUAA